UCGGAGUCCCGCCUUACGAGGAACCAAUCGCGUCACUCGGCUCCCCACUUGAAUUUCUACUCCACACUUAGCCGUGUGCCCGGCGUGCUCAUUCUGCCGAUCCGAUAUUCUGGCUCAUUCUGAAGCAGACAAUUGCAGGCAUCACACGUUGGCUAGCGAGACGGCUAACCGAAAGACCGUGAAAACCACGACGUAUGCAGUUUUCUAUUCGACAGAACCAGUAAUCGACCAUACAUCAGUAACUGAUCACCCGGAACUGUAAUCUUCGGUUAACUGUCAACUGUCAGCCAAGGACAACUGCCAAAAAUCGAGCGAAAUUUAGCACACAUAGUUCGCCAUCGAGUUCAUCAAGAACCACGUCAGUGAAACGCGAAGUGUUCCUUAACGCAAGACGUUUCUUGUAAGAGGAAUUUAAGACCGCUGGGAGCCAUCCGAAACGAUCCAGUUUCGAUUUUCGUAACGAGAGUGUUGGUGAAACGGUCAUACCGGUAUUCGAGAUGGCGUUUAUGAUGCCUGUGGUGAAAAACGAGUGGGAUAUUUACAAGACUAAUCGCAGCAGGCGCUCAUCCGAAUGCUCCAAUCCCCAGGCCUGUCGCAGCAGGAAGGUGUCCGAGUGUUCCAAAUCGGAAGGACCUUCACUCUCGACCUCGCCAGGUUCCGAUUUCUUGACAUCACCAGCUCACCGCUCGGUACCACUUACCUCAAGGCAUUUCUCAAGAACGUCUUCACGAGCCUCUCAAAGUUCCCUCCAGAGCCCAAUCAAGAGCACCGGUUCCUCGCCCCCGAAGACUGGCAGCUCUAAUUCUCUAAACAAGUUUCACAAUCGGCUAGUGGACAAGCUAAAGCGGUCCUUGAAGAAAGCGGACGACGGUGCGGAUGACCAGAGGAACCUCUCGUGAGGCAAUCCAGUGGUUUCGUACCGGCCGCCCCUGACCGGCUCGAAGCCGAUCGAGAUUCGCCGUAUUUCGGCACCACCUUCCGUUUCCGGAACUAGUAGCGUCAAGGUUGCACGCUCUUGUCCGGAACCGCCAGCCUGGUAGAGGAGUCGCUCAUCCGAACGAGAGUCACCAGCGGAUUCUCAGAGAUAGCCAAAACGCUUCUUCUUUCGCCUCCAUUCCCAAAAGCGUCCUUCGAGCCGGCUUGGCCUUUAAUAUUUUGACUUUCACCUUAUUCAUCCAUACGAGCCUGAAGGUCAUCCAUGAGAUCCAGAAAGUGAGCAGGAAAGAGAAAGAAAGAGAUAGAUAGAUAGAAAGAAAGAAAGAGCAGAUGAGAUCCCGAUGACAACAAUCAGAUUCAGGAAAUGAUCAGGGAUAGUGAAGGUCCCAAAUUGAUUCAGAGGUCAAUCAUGAGAUAAUUCAAAGAUCCAGAAACACAAUUUUUGAUGUAUAAUGUUGAUCUAGAUAGGUAGGCCUGGAUGGGAUCUUCAAACCCAGACGAUAUUCACCAACUAUCGGAGAAAAAGUACUUGGAGCAGAUAAAGGUGGAGGAUAUUUUUGAAGGAAUACAAUUUCUUUGAAAGAGUUUUUUUGAGAGCGUAAUUCUGGAUUAUAGGAGGAUUCUUUACCGGACAAUUACUUUCUUGUGCAUCCUUUUUCUACAUUAGUGUGUUCUAUUUCAAUCCCAGCAUCGAAUGAUCAACGAUCAACACCAUAGCGACGAAUGAUUGGUUUCCAUUCUUUGUUUAAACACUCUACUUGACCAGCCUGCCUUGGGUUUGUAAAUCCGCAGACUUUCCGUUAUUCAGAAAACGAGAAACAAGGGGAGAGUGGAGAUUUUAAUAGAUUUUCCCCGUUUCUUCACUGGAAUGAAGACUAUUGGGAAAUCUGCUUAAGAGAAUGAGUGUUUUGAUGUCUCGUUCGUCUUGAUAUAUAGCUUCAUGCUCUUUCCUUGAUUCUCGUUUUCGAGAGCGAUUUUAAUACUAAAAUCAUUACCAACUAAGUCUACACAAUAUCAGAGUUCUAAAGAGCUCACUUGGGCUCAAAACAUCAAACAUUUAUCAUUCGUGAUCAGAGCGAUGUUGAAAAUUCAGUUUGACAACUAUAUAUAUUUGUCCCAAAAUCAAAGAAAAUUUUCUCGUAAAAAUUAUCAAAAAUCAUCGGUUAAACACUCUUUGGAAUAGAAGCGAUGACUGAAUUUAAUGCAUACUUCGAUCGCAUUUCGAAUCUCGAUUGCUCUAUAUGGCAAAACGUCUUCUACACUUUCAUCUCGAGAUUCUUGUUUGGAGACUAUAAAUAAUACCAAUGCGAGGUUCGCUUUAAGAUUAAAGAAUGGGAUGUGCGGAGAGCAGAAAUGUCCAAUAUUAUCCAUUUUGGGUGAAAGGGAAAAGGCCUCUGUAGCGUUAUCCCCACCAUGGUUCCCUUUGCACUCGAGGCGUAGUUGGGACUAGGAGUGGGGAUAAAUGGGGCGGAUCCUAAAGCCCUCGGGUGUUAAUUUGGGUAUUUCUGUGUGAAGGUAGCCAAGAAAAGGCAGAUAUUUAAUUAUUCUGUGACUAGUAAAAGGCAUAUCUUGUUUCAAGAUUGAGUUGAGGCGAUUCCGGUUGACUCACGGAAUAUUAAUAAUUAUUUUGCGCCACCGGAUGUCGCUUACCUUUUGAUUUUUUUAGCUUUUAAGAAAGACAAUGAAUGAGAGGGGGGGGGGGAGUGAGAGAAAGAGAAAGCAGUAGGUGCUAAUCGAUAAAGCACAGAGCGGUGUCUAACGAAAGCCUAUAAGGAAAGACUUAUAUUUAUUGUAAAGAUGAUCGCAGGAUUCUUCGUACUUACUCGUUACUUAUCCUGUUCAUCAGAAAAAAAUUCGUGCCAGGCGAUCAUGAAUUGGCAACUUGAUACUAAACUUAAAACGAUACUGAAAUUAUUGAAAAUAAUUUCGAAACACGUACUUUUAUCACGUACAGUAUUAGCAGAGGAGUAUAUUUUGAUACGAAAUUCUAUAUUUAGUUCGAGUCUAAUUAGCUUUAUCAAUACUCAAAGUGAAAAAUUGAAUUCAAGUGAAAUUAGUCAUAUGUAUUAGAAUAAAGAUAAAGGGCGAUUGGAAGAUCGUUUUGGCGCGGAUUCUUUUUUUCCAAUUUUCAUCUAGUUUAACUAAGUAAAACUAAAUUUUUUUUAAAUCUGCUCACUAUCCAAAUAGGCGGUGCCAUCGUACUAGACAUUUUGAACUGGGGAUUCUCGUAUAAAUAAAAAAUAAUAAUGCAAUUUUGUUAAAAGUGUACAUUCUUCUGGAAAUUUACUAUCUACUUUCAGUAUUGGCAUUAGUUAUUUAAAAAGAGAAUCCUCGGUUUGGAAAGUAAGGUCACGUUCACGUCCUUUUAGUUUAGGAUAAAAAGAUAGAUACUCUCCAAUGUUUUCUAUAUGUUAUUGUGGCUGGGCUGCAAGAAACCCCAUGAAAAUGCAACAAUUUUCUUUUUAAAUCCAGGCACAUUCGAAUGUUAGAAGCUUCUUUUUUUCAAAUUUAAAUUGUCGAUAAUUUUUUGAAAUUUGACGAAAGGAAAAGAAACGAUAACGAUGCCGCGUGUAACUCUGUGAUACCGUAAGCUAAGAUAGAAUUAUUUCUGCAAUGGUUAUAGUCAAGAGAGAUAAACAUAUAUUUGCAAAACACCGAGCGAAAGCUGAAAUACAGCUAAUCAGAUUCAUAUCUCUGGCAUUGUUCGUUUGAAUGCUUGCGGUGUUUAAAAGUCUCAGUGACUUCUAGAGAAAGUGUACGUGGAUCCGUUGAAAAUUUUGAGAAACUUUUGAGAUGAAGUCAUUUAUCUUAAAUUGUAUUCGCUAUAUUCGUUCGGCGUUCGGCAUGAACAACGAAAGGGUUCCUUCUGACGUAAGAUUAAUGAUAGUGAUAAUAGAAUCACGUAUUGCCAGCAAGGAUUUGCAUUUUUGAGAGGGUGCGAGCGAUGUACAUAUUUUCAAAAAUUGUUGCUUACUUUAGUCAAAUCAAACUAUUAAUAUCAAAUUAUAAUUAAAUAUGAUGCAAAAUCUCUUUGGUAUAGUGCGAAAUUAUCAACCUUUCAAGUUCGGAAUAUUGUUCAAUACAUAAACACUAAUUAUUUAUUUAAAAAAAUGUAUCAAGUGGAUUGAUUGAAGUAAGAAAUGAUUUUUGGGGUUUAGGAGAGAGAAAACAUCGGAUUGAAAAAUGGCGCGUGGACGUGUCGUGGUAUAUCGAAGAUAAUUUCCAAGUUGCCGCUUUUAAGACUGCUUUAAACGAAAAAAAAUGAUUAUUCUAGCCAAUUGGAUGUAUAGGAAACGUGGUGCUGGACGAGAUUUGUGGACCGACAAUAAUUGUUGGAAGAUAAAAAAAAUAGUUUCUUCGUACAUUAUGAAGUAGAUAUGUCUUUCCCCCGAUAACGAGAAAUUUCAUUUUUUAAAUCAACAUUUUCUUAAUCCGAGAAAUCAUGGUUGAUUUUAACGAAUAUUUUUUAAUUUUAAUAAUUCUUUUUUUUAAUUCUAAGCUAAAAAUCGAUCCCAGAUCUCGUCGAAAAAUUUGUACUGAUUUGAUUAAGCAGUGUUACUAUAGUUAGUGAGAGAUUGAAAAGAUACAAUCUAUUUAUUACCGACAUCACUUGAGGACUGUCAAACAGAGGAGACCGGGUUACACUGUUGAAAUUUAUUUAAAGCGCGUACGUGAAGUUAUUCGCAUUUAAUCCAUUAUAUAUCAGAAGCGCGACUUUGUCUUUGUGAUUCUACAUUAAUUGUAAUUUUAAUUCAAGUACUAUCUUCAUUUUUCAAAGUAAAAUUGACGUGCAAUGGAGUAUUACAAAUUUAUUUCAAAUUGAAUAACUUCACGUGCUUGAUAAUGUUAUAAUUUUAUACAAAUUUAUAUGCUCAGCACUUUGUGCUGUAAACGAAAAAUUUCAGCAGAGUAGAGCAAUUGUAAAAUUUUUUCGAAAAACUCUUUUUUUGAUUCAGAGUAGACUCUUCCGAAAUUGAGCACAGUUUUCUAAAGUGAAAGAUUCCCAGAGACGAAAAAAUUGGUUUCAAGGUCUCCUCGAGAAUUUUUUGUUCCAGAGUGGAUUGCUCUAAUUUAUUCGAAAACUAUUUUUUUCUAUUACGAUUCGUGAUACCUCUCUCGGGUCAUUUUGGGCUGAAUUUUAGAGCCUGGCUGAGGAGAAACGAGAAGGCAUUUCUACUUAACGAUUGCAUUUUUUGAGUAUCAUGAAAAUAGAAUAUUUUUCUUUCCUAUUUUUUUCAUAGGUAUUAUUUUCUCGCCUUUAUGCGUAUAAAAGUUUAUAUAUUGACCGCGGAGUUUUCUCCUCAUCCAUGGCAAUUGAAUAUCACUGCCAAAAGCCCAGGAAUAUUCUAAAGUCGCCGAACUCAAAGCGAUUCAGUGAAAUUUCGAGUUCCGAUGAACUUUUUCGACUUUUAAUUCGUAGUUAUUUAUUUUUUGACGAAUAGGAUAUUAUUAUAAAGCCCCGCUUUGCUCGUUUUUCUCGAUUUAUAAUUUAUACACUGUGCUUUGAAACGACAAUCCGGCUUACCGCAAAAUUAGUGAUUUCCAAAUUUCUGGAAUAUUUUAGUAGUUUUGAUGAUUGAUUUUUGGAAAGGAAAAUAUUUUGUUCAAAAUUAUAUAUCGAGAGGGCGAGAAAAAGUGGGGUGCACAUUCCAUGCGUAUAAGGUAGAUUAUUGUAUAAUAAAAUAAUCUGUUUAGCGUUUGAUAAAUAAUCCCAUGAGAUAUUAUACGAGGAUAAUAAACGAAUGAUAAUAUACCUGCAGUUUUUGAUGCUUGAAAAUAGACGUCGGUUCAUCACUAUUAUGUAUCGUGAUUUUUAUGUCAUGUUCAAUAAAUGAGUUAUGGUCUUUACGUAA
Messenger RNA from Belonocnema kinseyi, 5789 nucleotides. RefSeq lists its product as uncharacterized. Bases 498 to 899 code for a protein of 133 amino acids. The record is from RefSeq and is a predicted model, not a curated record. Lineage: Eukaryota; Metazoa; Arthropoda; Insecta; Hymenoptera; Cynipidae. The transcript is spliced from 2 exons.